Messenger RNA from Mytilus californianus (California mussel), 1393 nucleotides. Its product is annotated as forkhead box protein E1-like. The record is from RefSeq and is a predicted model, not a curated record. Gene Ontology annotation, molecular function: RNA polymerase II cis-regulatory region sequence-specific DNA binding; DNA-binding transcription factor activity, RNA polymerase II-specific. Gene Ontology annotation, biological process: anatomical structure morphogenesis; regulation of transcription by RNA polymerase II; cell differentiation. The transcript has a single exon. Bases 116 to 1252 code for a protein of 378 amino acids. Lineage: Eukaryota; Metazoa; Mollusca; Bivalvia; Mytilida; Mytilidae.
AUGAACUCAACAUGAGAUGAGUUGAUAUUGUCAGCAAAAAAUGCCUUUUAUAUUUUAGUGCUAACGUUGUUGAUUUAUUUUAAAGUGUUGUUUUAACUGUUAUUGUUUUAUCAACAUGUCUGGUGCUAUAGACGGCGAUGCUUAUACAGCUAGUUUCUACAGAAAUUCUUAUCAACAACCAUCUGUUGAGAUACCACCAUAUAAUAUGCAUGGAUGUAAUGAUUUUAGUAUGCUUCAGGAAAUGUAUAAACCGGAACUUUAUAUUCCAUCGACAAAUAUAUUGACCGAAAGGAAUAUCAACAGUAGACUGAAUCAAGAGAGAUUAGUGGAGUCUCCGUGUGAUGCUUCUCAGGAAAACUCGACUAAACCGUCUUCGAUUGAGGUAUGUGAGGAUGAAAACUUAAUAGCUCAAACUAAAGGCAACAGAAAACGUAAACGACCUAUUCCAAAAGGCAAACCUCCAUACAGUUACAUAGCUCUGAUAAGUAUGGCCAUCUGUAACGGUCCCGAGAGAAGACUAACACUAAAUGAUAUUUAUAAAUUCAUAACCGACCGCUAUGCAUACUACCGUGACCAAGAAAACCAGAAAGGAUGGAAAGGAUCUAUAAGACACAAUCUUGCCUUGAACGAAUGCUUUGUGAAACUGCCAAGAAAACCAGGACAAAAGGGUCAUGAAUGGGCAAUUGAUCCGGACUAUGAAGAUAUGUUCGACCAUGGAAGUUUUUUACGUCGACGUUACCGUUUCAAAGAAGGUGCCGGUGGUAAACAAAAGAUUCGCCACGUGUCUGCGCCAGAAGGUGUUUGGUAUCCUCGAAAUGUUGAAGUGAAGCCUUUGAUUGGACAUAUUGGACACAUACCAAACAUUACAACCCCGGAUAAUAGGAACUCUCAUAACAAUGUGUGGAACCCGUUCAAAUCCCCAAGCGAUUCCAAUAGUGCAUCGCCGUUCGAUAGUCCAGGAACAGAAUCUGUUUCUCCAGCUAGUCAGCCGUCGAGAGAAGUCUCCAGCAACAGUAAUUCGCCAGAUAAUCAACAAAGUCAAAACAGCUGUUUUUGGUACGGACAAGGUUUUCCACCAUUAUCAGGAAUUAUUCCGAAUGCUCAUUUUCCUAAGACCGAUACUUCGUUUCCAGGACAUAACUUUAUGGGACCAAAUGUGUGCAAGCCUCAACCAUUUAUGUUCAAUCCCAUGGCACACAAUCAAAUGUACAUCAUGAAUUCGUCAGCUGGAUCUCAAGUGUGGUCACCAUGAGGAGUAUUACGCAGACUGCUUUAUAACAUUUGGUGCUAUAUUGAUAUUUUAUUGUUUUAGAUAUUUUAAAAUCAUUUGAAUAUUUUAAAUCAGUUGUAAAUAUGUUGAUUUUAUAAACACGAUAAUUGGAUUUAUUAUCAA